This is a messenger RNA of Cannabis sativa, 2374 nucleotides long. Its product is annotated as polygalacturonase At1g48100. Gene Ontology annotation, biological process: carbohydrate metabolic process. Lineage: Eukaryota; Viridiplantae; Streptophyta; Magnoliopsida; Rosales; Cannabaceae. The record is from RefSeq and is a predicted model, not a curated record. Gene Ontology annotation, molecular function: polygalacturonase activity. Bases 597 to 2063 code for a protein of 488 amino acids. The transcript is spliced from 6 exons.
AAUCAAACUAGUUCACAAGCUUAAACAUAGCUGCAUUUUCUAUAAAUAUAUAUAUAAAAAUUACACUAGAGAGUAAAAAAGCAGCAGUACAUGCAUGCACAUGUGUAUAUGUAUGUCAAAUAUUAUUAUGUGUAUCAAAACAGUUUUAAGUUGGACAGAGUGAAAAAAAAAAAAAGAGAAAAAGAAUUAGCUGCUAGAUUUUUGGACCACAUAACAUGGUGUCAUAUACGGUCUAAAACUUUAAAAAAUAAAAUAAUAGACAAAAGAAAGUGAGAGAUAACUAGGAAGAAUCUAGUUAAAAAAACAAAAGAACAUGUAAUGUAACACUACCAGAUUAUUGCCACACACAAAGAAAAACCCUUCAAAAACCUUUUUCAUUUUUUCUCUUCUCCACCACAUUUCAACCAACAAAAACAGAACACGUGUCAUCAUCACACAUCAUAGUGAACUUUUAAAAACAUUCAUCACUAUAAAAUUAAGACUCCUCUGCUCCAAUUAUUUCGUACUACAUAUAUAUAAUAUAACUCACUACUACUCUCCCUCUGUUAUAAUUUUUCAGAACAAGCUAUAUACAAAGAAGGAAAAAGAAUCAACCAAUGGAGAUAAUUCGUGGGCUGUUACUAAUUUUUUGGAUGAUUGUUAUUAUUAACAAUGUAGAAGGAAGAUUUCAUUACCACAAGAAGCAAAACAAGAACAACAAUGAAUCCCCAACACCUUCAGCUUCAGUUGUGCCAUCAGACCCUUCUUCUUCUCCUCCUCCUUCAUCAUCACCAGUAGUAGUACCUUCAGACCCUUAUGUAAACAACCCUGCUCCAGCACCAGAGGAUGAUGAUACGACAACAGGAGGGGGAGAUAAUUGUACGACAUUCGAUGUUAUGUCGUUUGGUGCAGUUGGAGAUGGUGUGGCAGACGACACUGCAGCCUUUAAAGAGGCAUGGAAAGCUGCCUGUGGUGUUGAAUCCGGUGUCGUUUUGGCCCCUGCUGAUUAUUGUUUUAAAAUUACUUCUACUAUCUUUUCUGGACCCUGCAGCCCUGGAUUAAUGUUCCAAGUAGAUGGGGUAUUAAUGACACCAGAUGGACCAGAGGAAUGGCCUAAAGCAGAUAGCCUUAAGCAAUGGCUUGUGUUUUACAGACUGGAUAAUAUGAGUUUCACAGGAACUGGUACUAUUCAAGGCAAUGGAGAAAAGUGGUGGGAUCUCCCUUGCAAACCUCACAGGGGUCCAAAUGGAUCAACAAAGUCAGGACCAUGUGAUAGCCCAGCUUUAAUACGAUUCUUCAUGAGCAACAACUUGGUUGUAAAAGGGCUUAGCAUAAAAAACAGUCCAAUGUUUCACAUGAAAUUCGAUGGGUGUGAAGGUGUGCUAAUUGAUGGGAUAUCCAUUUCAUCACCAAAGCUAAGCCCAAACACUGAUGGGAUCCACAUAGAGAAUACUAAAUCGGUGGGGAUAUACAACUCAAUGAUAGCCAAUGGUGAUGACUGCAUUUCUAUUGGUACUGGAUGCUCUGACGUGGACAUUGAAGGUGUGACCUGUGGCCCAAGUCACGGGAUUAGCAUUGGGAGCUUAGGAGUGCAUAACUCACAAGCAUGUGUAUCAAACAUAUCAGUUCGAAACGUAAUGAUAAGAGAAUCAGACAACGGCCUAAGAAUCAAGACAUGGCAAGGUGGUACGGGUUCAGUGAGUAACAUACUAUUCGAGAAUAUUGAAAUGGAGAAUGUGAGAAACUGCAUCAAUGUUGACCAAUACUACUGUCUAUCCAAGGCUGAUUGUCUUAAUCAAACCUCAGCUGUGUACGUAAACGACAUCCAAUAUCGAACCAUUAAAGGCACAUACGACGUACGGACAACCCCAAUUCACUUUGCUUGUAGUGAUGCUGUGGCUUGCACUAACAUCACUAUGUCCGAUGUUGAGUUGUUGCCACACGAGGGACAGUUGCUUGAAGACCCCUUUUGUUGGAAUGCUUAUGGUACUCAACAAACUCUUACUAUUCCUCCAAUUAAUUGUUUGCAAGAUGGGGAGGCUCAAACUCUAGCUGAACCCCAUAAAUAUACUUGCAAUAAUUAAUUCAUUCAUUAUAAAAUAUAUAUUUAUUUAUUUAGGGGGGGUUACAAACUUACAAUAUAUAUAUAUGUGUGUGUGUGUGGUAUAAUUACUUGUAUUUGUAUAGAGAGAUCGGCUGAAGAGAUCACUUAUUGGGGUAUGUGAUAUUAUUAUUAUUAUUAGGCGCUCCAUCCCUGUUUGGGUCUUAUAUAUAAGGACCUCUUAUUGUGUGAUGAGGAUGAUGAUGAUGAUGAUGAUAUAUGUCAAUUUAUUAAAUUGGGUAUUAUUGUAAUUUUUAAUGAUAUAUAUAUAUGAAGUUUUGAUUUAUUAGUAAA